AUGUCGCUCCUCUCCCUCCUCACCUUCUUUUUCUUCUCCGCCUCGCUGCGGUCGGGCGUCUUGGGACGCCCGUCCCAUCCGGCCACCAAGGGUCCCAUCAAGAAUGUUGUGGUCCUGGUGGAGGAGAACCUGUCCUUUGACGUGUUCGCCGGCGGUCUGACCUACAACAAGAAGAUCGAUGGCCUCGUCGAUCGCGAGUACUGUAACCCGGCCAACGUCACAGACGCUUAUUCCAAGCGCGUGUGUGCGAAGCCCAUCGCGAAGAAUGUCGCCCCCGAUGAUCCGGAUCACAGUAUCACCGGCGGCAACCAGCAGGUGUACAGCACGUACCACCCCAACGCCAAGAACGACAUGCCGGACAUGCAAGGCUUCGUGUCCGAGCAGAUCGCCGCCUACGGUCUGGACGCGGACCUGACGCGGGCGGCCGAGGUCAUCAACUACUACACCCCCGACAUGGUCCCCGUCUUCAACGCCAUGGCCGAGAACUUUGUGCUCUUCGACCGCUGGUUCGCCGCCGUCCCGGGCCCGACCAAUCCCAACCGGGCCUACCUGACGUCGGGCACGUCGCACGGCCACGGCAAGAAUGACCGCGACUUCGACACCUCCUCCCUGCCGCAGGAGUCCAUCUUCGAGCAGCUCGACAAGGCCGACAUCAGCUGGAUGAACUACUCCAACACCACCAACUUCAACCCGGACUCCAUGUUCUACAACUGGACCGCCUCCUCCGGCAAGGGCGACACCAACGUCAAGCGCAUCGACCAGUUCUACAAGGACGCCAAGGACGGCAACCUGCCGCAGUUCACCUGGAUCAACCCGGAGUGCUGCUCCUACACCUCCUUCCACCCGCCCUCGCCCAUCAACAUGGGCGAGAACUUCAUCAAGAGCGUCUACGAGGCCCUGCGCGGCUCCCCGCAGUGGAAGGACACGCUCUUCAUCCUGACCUUUGACGAGCACGGCGGCUUCGCCGACCACGUCGCCCCGCCCGAGAACGUCCCCGCCGGCGACGACCUGACCUACACCGAGAAGGCCCGCGACGGCAAGCAGUCCACUUUCCAUUUCGACCGCCUGGGCAUCCGGGUUCCCACGGUGCUGAUGUCGCCCUGGGUCGGCAAGGGCGUGAUCCAGAACAGCCCCAAGGACCAGCCCAACGAGUUCACCCACACCUCCAUCCUCAAGUACGUGUCGGAGCUGUGGGGGCUCGACCCGCUGACCCCGCGGGUGGAGUGGUCGCCCAGCUUCAAGAGCCUGAUCACAAAUACCUACCGGGAUGAUACCCCGAAGAAGCUGCCUUCUGCGGCGGGUUAUUGA
This is a messenger RNA of Aspergillus campestris IBT 28561, 1308 nucleotides long. RefSeq names its product putative phosphatidylglycerol specific phospholipase. The record is from RefSeq and is a predicted model, not a curated record. Gene Ontology annotation, molecular function: hydrolase activity, acting on ester bonds. The coding region runs from base 1 to 1308 and encodes 435 amino acids. NCBI's taxonomy places the organism in Eukaryota, Fungi, Ascomycota, Eurotiomycetes, Eurotiales, Aspergillaceae. Gene Ontology annotation, biological process: phospholipid catabolic process. The transcript has a single exon.